This is a messenger RNA of Geodia barretti, 1398 nucleotides long. The record is from the annotation of a GenBank genome assembly. NCBI's taxonomy places the organism in Eukaryota, Metazoa, Porifera, Demospongiae, Tetractinellida, Geodiidae.
AUGUUCAGAAGUGGUGGGCUCUACCCGAAUGUCCACCGCCUGGCCCAUCUGCGGGGGGUUCAAAGGAUAGGUAAAAUGGCAUCUGGUGGACACUACCACUUCCUCCAUCAGAAGCUAAACAUGUCAACAGAUACUGGACAACCACGGGUUGGGAGGGGAGCCGUAGGAAGCAGGGAAGGGGGUAAGGGAUCAUGGAAGGAAGGUGGAAUAACAUGGAGAAAUCUAGUCGAAUACGGACUCAAGGGACUUGCAGCCGUGUUGCUAUUCUAUGCAGUCAAGGAUGAGAUCGCGCUGCCUUGGUACCGAGCCUACCGGAGAGGGAAAGAGCCAGAGCCUCACAGCAUCACUGAGGCCACAGCGAAAAAAAGGGCAACACUGAAUGAUUCCAGCGAGACUUCAAAAGCUUUCUCGGGAGCCAAAUGUGCCACAAACCCCGGGGAAGGCGGGGAGCAGCGUCGCUCGCAGCGAUACAACUUUCUGGCCGAGGCAGUCGAGAAAGCAGCACCGUCGGUUGUGUACAUCGAGAAAUCAGAGCCUAUGGACACUAUCUUUGGCCGGCAGAUGUCCGUAUCAACUGGAUCAGGAUUCAUAGUCAGCAGCGAUGGCUACGUCCUGACAAAUGCUCACGUGGUUGGCAGCGCUCGCUCUGUGAAUGUCAAGCUUGCAUCAGGGAAGGUGAUAAAGGGAGAGGUGACCGAUCUAGACCAGGUUGCUGACCUAGCUCUCCUCAAACUCAGCACAGGGGAGAAACUCCCGGCUCUCGAGUUUGGGAGUUCUGCCAGCCUGCGACCGGGGGAAUGGGUCGUGGCACUCGGCAGCCCGCUUUCCCUCUCCAAUACUAUCACUGCAGGGAUCGUGAGUAGCUGCCACAGACCCAGCAAGGAGCUGGGGCUGCACCGAGGUGGGCCUGACAUACAGUACGUUCAGACCGACGCCCCCAUCACCAUAGGGAACUCCGGCGGGCCUCUCGUUAAUCUCGACGGAGAAGUAAUCGGGGUGAACACGCUCACAGCUGGGCCCGGGAUAUCUUUUGCCAUCCCGAGCGACUUUGCCCGAGAGUUUGUAGCCAAGGCAAACAAGAGCACCCGGCGCCCAGGGCGGUUUGUGAUCGGAAUAUCGAUGCUGACAGUCACCCCGGAUCUCUGUCACAUACUUCACCAGCGAGGUAGUCUCCCCGUAGAACUGGAACACGGCGUUCUCGUGGCUCAAGUCUGGCCUUCGAGUGUGGCUGCCGUGGCUGGGCUCAGGAAGGGAGACGUGAUAGUUCGAAUCAAUGGAGAGAAGGUGGCGUCGAGUCACCAGGUGUACAAUAUGGUCCAGUCCGGCAGGAGACUCAACAUGGAGAUUGUCCGCAACUCUAGUUGGAAAACUGUGACAAUCACACCAGAGAAAAUGUAG